Molecule: messenger RNA, 5441 nt
Organism: Apis cerana (Asiatic honeybee)
Lineage: Eukaryota; Metazoa; Arthropoda; Insecta; Hymenoptera; Apidae
Gene: BicD
Product: Microtubule-associated protein Bicaudal D
Biological process (GO): microtubule anchoring at microtubule organizing center; protein localization to organelle; regulation of microtubule cytoskeleton organization
Cellular component (GO): Golgi apparatus; cytosol
Molecular function (GO): cytoskeletal adaptor activity; dynactin binding; dynein complex binding
Source: RefSeq, a predicted model, not a curated record
GGAACGAUGGAAUAACGAAACAAGAAUCUAGGAACAUGGAACAUGUGUAGGAAUAUGUAUCCGGUCUGUGUGAGUUUCCCGUGCCCUCUCACCUUAAUCUCACGUCUGUCAAACGGUCGUGAAUUUUCAGAAGAUGUGAGACUUCGGGAAGUGGGCACACCAAGAAGAUUGCAUCACGAACAUUCGCAUGAUGCCUUGACGUUUAAAAUAUAUUACGACUUCCGAUGCUCCGAUUUAUUUGUGGUAACGACAAGAAGGAAUCUGUCGGUAAAGGGAGCGAAAUAAUCAGUUCAUACAGCAAUGGCCACGACAGAAGGAGUCACGAUAGAGGAGCUCAGGAUUGAAAUCGAAAGACUUUCACGCGAAUUAGAUUUAGCUUCUACAGAAAAAAUUCAAUCUGCUCAAUACGGUCUUGCUUUGCUCGAAGAGAAGUCUGCCUUACAACAAAGAUGCAACGAUCUCGAGGCCCUCUACGAAAACACGAAACACGAGUUAGAAAUCACGCAAGAGGCUUUAGCAAAAUUUCAGACUACCACAAAAUUAACUACAAAAAGUGGUAUUGAACAAGAAGAGACUCUUCUUAAUGAAAGUGCUGCAAGAGAAACAUCUCUUCAGACACAAAUUAUUGAAUUAGAAAAUGAAACAAAACAAUUACGUCAUGAAUUAGAGCGUGUACAAGCAGAACGUGAUCAUGCAUUACAAGAACGAGAGGAAGUUGGAAAAGAUCAUCAACAAGCAGAAACAGAAAGAAAAUCCUUACGUACUAUGUUACGUGAAUGUAGAUUUCGUGAAGCUCGACUUUUACAAGAUUAUUCAGAAUUGGAAGAUGAAAAUAUUUCAUUACAGAAACAAGUAUCUGGUUUACGAUCCAGUCAAGUAGAAUUUGAAGGUGCUAAACACGAAAUAAGAAGAUUAACAGAAGAAGUGGAACUUUUAAAUAGUCAAGUUGAAGAAUUAACAAAUUUAAAAAAAAUUGCUGAAAAGCAAAUGGAAGAAGCACUCGAAUCUUUACAAGCUGAACGGGAAGCAAAGUAUGCUCUUAAAAAAGAAUUGGAUCAAAGAAUUAAUAGUGAAUCAAUUUAUAAUCUUAGUAAUCUUGCACUUUCAAUUCGAGGAAUUACAGAAGAUCAAACUAUAUGUAGUGAUGGAGAAGAUGAUUCUCCUGCAUUACGUAGAAUUGAAGCAGAUUUAAAAACUCAAGAACCAGGUACUUCUGCUACUGAUAAACAAGUUGAUUUAUUCUCUGAGAUUCAUUUAAAUGAAUUGAAAAAGUUAGAAAAACAAUUAGAAUUAGCAGAAUCUGAAAAAGCUCAUCUUACACAAAAUUUACGAGAAUCGCAAUAUGCGGUUGAAAAAAGUCAAAAUGAAUUACAAUCCUUUGUUGCACGUAUAGUGCAAUUAGCAGCUCAUGUGCAAUCAUUGCAUCAUCUUCAUUCAAAGUUACCUGAGAAACAAACUGAAGAACCAACAUUAGAUAAAUUGAAUCAGGCAAUUAUGCAAUAUCAUCAAUGGAGUACUAUGUCUGCACGUGAAGUGAAUCAACUUCAAAAGGAUUUAGCUGAAUUAGAAAAUGGUUUAACUAUAUCUGAUUCAACUCAACAACUACGAACAGAAUUAACAAAUCUUAGAAACAAGCUUUUAGAUACAGAACAAAGAAGUAUACAACUUGAAUCCGAUAUUUCUAUCCUUUCAAAACUUGCAGUAGAAGCCGGUGGUUUUCUGGAUUCUGCACAAAAUGAUUUACAAAAUAUCUCUGAUGAACUUGCACAACUUUAUCAUCAUGUUUGUACAGUUAACGGAGAAAUUCCUUCGAGAGUAGUUCUCGAUCAUGAAAAAAUUGUUCCCGAAAAAGAGGAAGAAAAUGGAAAAAUAGAAUGGUGUCGGACUUUAUUUAAAACCGAUAUUCAAAUUAAAGAUUUAGAAAGUUUGAGUAAAGCGAAAGAAAUUGCGAAACAUAUAGAAACCGCGAUAGAUCAAAUAAAACAUCUUCGAAGUGCUGUAGAGCAUACGAUUGAACUUUCCAAAGUUAAAGGAAUGCAAUCAAAUGUCUGCAAUGUUUGUGAAGGAUCAGUGAAUGAAAAUAAGGUGGAAGUAGCAGAUUUACAAGAACAAGUAAUUAGAUUGAAGGCCUUGCUCUCGGCUAAACGCGAGCAAAUUGCAACUUUAAGAACAGUGCUUAAAUCGAAUAAAAAUACUGCGGAAGUAGCACUUACAAACUUGAAGAGCAAGUAUGAAAACGAAAAAAGCAUCGUUAAUGAAACCAUGUUAAAACUAAGAAAUGAACUUAGGAUGUUAAAAGAAAAUGCUGCAACAUUUUCAAGUUUACGUGCGAUGUUUGCUGCACGUUGCGAAGAAUACGUAACACAAGUUGACGAGCUGCAACGUCAAUUAGCCGCAGCAGAAGAUGAUAGAAAAACAUUGAACUCACUAUUAAGAUUAGCGGUGCAACAAAAACUCGUUUUAACUAUGAAAUUGGAAGAGCUAGAGGUCGAUAGAGAAUUACGAAAUACUCGAAGACAUGCUACUAGUACAAGUGGCCGAGGUAGAAUGCGAAUGUCGCAACAGACAAACCGUCCUCAUUUAGGCAGAGAAUUUUUCUAGAAAAUGAUGAAGAUGUGGAGCAAACUAUUCUGAGAAAAACAAGAAUUUUAAAUAUUUUAAUCUAUUACUAUUCAUUAUUGAAUUAUAUUGCUACAAAAAAUUAAUUAUAACUUUUGAAAUUACUUUUUAUAAAAAUAACAAAAAUACUUUAGCAUUAUAUUUUUAUCGGCUAAUUUGUUGCCGACAAAAAAUAAACUCGUGAUAUAAUACAAUAUUUUUAUAUUAUAUUACGAGUUUAUUUUUUUACAAUUUGAUUUUAUUUGAUAAAGUUGAAAACUGAAGUUGAAAAAAAUUGUUCUCGUUAUAAAGAACAAUGUUACAAAGGACAAGAAGCAGAACAUUUGGAAAAUUCUGAAAUGUUCAUAUGUUCUUGUAUUGAUGUUGCUCCAUAUCGUAGAAAUUCAUAGAAAACUCUGUCUUCUGUUACCAAUAUUGUUAGUAAAGAUGUCUAACAAACAUAGAAUGUGUUUUUGUUAUGCAAAAUUUUUAUUUCAUGCGACAUUGUUGCAAAGUUGCUAAAAUUUUCUGUGUUUGAAGAUUUAUUCAAAGAAUCGAUCAAAGAUUCUUGUGAAUAGCACGCUUAUUGAUAUUUAAUAAAAUUGAUUUUUAUAAUCGAUUAUUUUCUUUUGUGAGAAAAUAUAUCUGAAUUGUAAAUGUGUUUAUUUUACAUUUUAACAAUCGCAUAUUUUCAUUUUGUAGCUAGAUUUAUUUUCGGUAUGAUAGAGUAUUAUUAUUUUUAUUAUAUCGUAAAUAAUUUCGCAUGAAUAAUUUAUAUAAUUACAUAGUAAUUAUGAUGACACAUCAAUUUUUUUGUAUUAAUGAGAUGCAUGAUAAAAUGAACAUAUACUGUUUUUAGGUAGACAAACGAAAGGAAAAACGAGAACUUUACAUUGCAUACCAUAGAGACAAUAUUAUUAUGUGCGACUGUAGCAUUUAUAAUCAAAGUAGAACAAAAAACAUAAUAGAUGUAUAGAAUUGAGAAAAAAGACAUAUAGAAUAGUAAAAUAACAGAAUUAGGGACCCAUUUUCCAAAUAGUCUGGAUUAUCAAUCUGGUUUGAUUGUGACAAAGAAAUAUUUUAUUGCUUGCAUAAAAAUAUUAUUUUAUUUUAUUUAUUAUUUUUCUUACAGUCAGUUUUGUUUUUUAAUGUCUCUGGUACAAUGGCAUUUUAACUCGUUUUUGCUAGAUUAUUAUAUAAUAAUCAUGAUUUUAGUAUUUUUUAAGAAAAUAUUUUUUAUAGUAUUUUAUAGAACUUGGCCUAAAUAGGCUUUAAAUCAAUUUUAUCUAAUUUGGCAGCUUUUUUUUUAUAUCUAUUAGUGAUAUUAUUGCAUUCACUUCAGAUUUAUUUAGUAAUUGUUGUUAAUUUAUAUCUAUUUAUAUAUUUUAACCGUUCAUUUUUUAAGUUAUAAUUGUGCUUUUUGAUAUUGAUCAAUGCAUAAUAAUUGUUUUUAAUAAUAAACAUUUUUUAAUAUUCAACGAUAUUAUUGUGCGAGACAACAAAUUGAUUAUAUAACUAUAAUUAACUACAUUAACUAUAUUAACUAUAAUUUGGGAUUAUAUGUAUUUAUAAAUAUAUAUAUUGCUCUUUCUGUUUUUUAAAUUUCAUAUAUAUUUUUAGCCAUCUUGCAUAAUCAAAUUAAUAUUAUUAGCGAAAUUUUAUAACUUAUUUAUACUUUUUUGUAUACAUAAAAAUAACUUUGUAUACAUAAUAACAUAAUAAUAAAAUCAAUAAAGAAUUAUAAAUAAAUUUUUUUAAUUACAAAUCAAAUAAUCGUUCUAUUCAAUAUUAAAUUUAAGAAUUGUAAAAACUGUUUAUGCAACAAAAAUUAUAUAUACAUAUAUAUAAUUUGAUAUUAUAUUUUACUUCAUUUAAUAAUAUUAAAAUUAAUAACUUUUCAUGCAAGAAGGCUUUAAUGAUUUGUAUAUUUGUUGAUAUAAAAUUGGAUUACGGUAAUUUUCAAUAUAUAUAUAUAUUAUAUUCCUUACAUUUCAUUUACGAGUGUAAAAUAAACGGAAAAAGUAAAAGAGCAUAUAUAUAAUAGUAUAAAGAUUAAUUUCAAAACGAAAUUUUAAUUUUGAAAAAAAAAUAUUUUAUUGGUAUCUAAUGUCUCUACGAGAUUUAGCACCUCUACAAUUAAAUCGAAAUUUUAAUCAACUGUUGAAGCGCACGCGAGCAUGUGUGUGAAUGCUUGUAUCUUCGUAGAGAUAUGUAUAUGAUACAUUAUGCAGGAUGUAAUUUUAUACAAUUUUACAAUUUUUAGCAAGAUAGAAAUGAUUUGUUUAAAAUUUUUUAUUUUAAUUUUAUAAAGAGAAGAAAAUAUUUAUUAUAUAUAUUUAUAUUUUUACAUUUUUAUUACAUUUAAUAUUUAUUUUAAAUCAUUAUAAAAUUUUAAUAUAUCCUGCAUAUGUAUGUAAUAUUAUACGUUUAUUAUACUGUCUUUAAUCAAAUUUGUUAUUAGCAUUAUUAAUAGUAUUAUAUUUAUUAUUAUUAUUAUUAUUAUUAUUAUUAUUGUUAUUAUUAUUAUUAUGAUUACUACUACUACUAUUACUAUUACUACUAUUACUACUAAUAUUAUUAUUAUUAUCAAUAUUACAAUUUUAUAUUGAUUAUUGCGAUAUUGCUGCCAGCUUCGUCGCGAAAUUCAAAUGAGUACCUAAAGAUAAUUUAUCCAUCGUUCAUUGAUUAUCAAUCAAUUGUCACUAUUAUUAUAUUUAUAUUUUAUGGUUAUUGUAUUGCCUGUGUCUACAAUUUUAAUCCAAAAAACGAGAAAUCUUUAUUUAUGUUUUGUUUCAAUUUAGUUAAUAUUAGCUAAUAAUCAGUGAAAUAAAAUUUAAAUAUUA